This is a messenger RNA of Oppia nitens, 2792 nucleotides long. Its product is annotated as putative phospholipase B-like 2. Gene Ontology annotation, molecular function: glycerophospholipase activity. The record is from RefSeq and is a predicted model, not a curated record. Bases 189 to 2792 code for a protein of 867 amino acids. Lineage: Eukaryota; Metazoa; Arthropoda; Arachnida; Sarcoptiformes; Oppiidae. The transcript is spliced from 4 exons. Gene Ontology annotation, biological process: phospholipid catabolic process. Gene Ontology annotation, cellular component: extracellular region.
CCUGUUGUCUAUCGGUACAAAAAGCCAGACAACUGUAUUGUAGUCAACGGACACCAGCCGAUGAUAUCAAUAGCCAAAAAAAACUGUUUAUCUAUCAGUAUUUGAUUACAAUAUAUGUAGCACCGGGUGGUGUAUUCAAUCAGACUAACUGUCUAUAUCUGGAUCUCUAUACGAGAAAUCAGAUACUAAUGGUAUCGUUGACUAUACCGGGCGUGGAUAUCGAUACCGGUAACGGUAUAUCGCAUGUAAUGUUGAACAAGACUACCGGUUUAAAGCCUAUAACCUUUGUCCGGGCCAUUCACGAUAGCCGCACGUGUGCUAACCGUUUCUAUCUGCAGGGCAUACGUGUAACUGAUCAACAAUUUGGUUAUUCAGUAAACUAUUUGGUCGACCAAUACAUCCGAUUAGAGCCGUUGCAGACAGCAGUCAAACAUUCAAUAGUCAGACCACGUGUUGACCUAUUAUGGACUCAAUUGAUGAGACCAUUGUUCUGGCAUUCAGAUAGAUGUCCAACAAAAUUGAUGGCAACUCCCGUUCAAUAUCCGACUUACGGUUUUCUAGUACUACCAAUGCUUACACUAACCGAGCGAUUGAUGUUUCAAUCAUAUCUGUUAUCACUAUUGUAUUUCUAUAAUAAUCUCUUAGCAAACUUGUUGUCCACAUUACCAUUGUUUGACAAUAUAUGUCUGUUUAAACUGUCGGUACCAGUGGCCAGUUGUCUGGCAUUUAAUUCGACUAAUUUUAUAGCCUAUUUCUAUCGGUCGGCCCUAAAGUCCAAUCACCGAUCAAAUGAUAUUUCACAAUCGUUUCGCCAGAAACUAUGUUCACUGUUAAAGUCGAUGUUUAGUCUAUAUCUACCGGUGAUGUCGAUUAUCUUACUAUUAUAUCCAUUGAAGUUUGACAGCAGUUCAUCGGUACUCAUGAAUCGGCGAUUAUUUGUCGACAACCAAUCAUCGGAUGAAUCAAUUGUCAAUUUGCUGUACUAUAUGUCUAGUCUAGUCCUGUGUCUGACAUUGUGGCCACUGAUCGCCGGUUUAUUUCGUUGUCUAUAUCUAUGUCUCGUUGGUUGUCCACAAUCGGAACGUUUCGACGAUUUAGUGGACAAUUCAAUAAAUUUGAACGAAAUGUCUAUUGAAAAGACCGAAACAUCAAUUGAUAACAACAAUAUCGUCUAUAAAGAUAUAUUCAAAAAUAAUAGCAAUUGUAUAGUUUGGGCACAUUUUGUUGAUACUAUCCAACAAAACGGAUGGUCUAAACUAGAGUUACACACCAACCAGCAUUGGCCGGACAGUUAUCAGGCAUACUAUGCCGGCUUAAUUGAAGGCUAUCUAACCCAUCAAUUGAUUACUGAUCACUAUUUUAACAAAUUGGACGGUUAUUUUACCGCCGAUGAUGAUGAAUACAAGCAAAAACUUCAGGAUUUUGUUGAGAAAAAUAUCAAAUUUAUGACAACUAUGUUGACUACGGCUAACAACCCUUACUGGCAUUGUGUUGGACUAGUACUGUAUCAGCUAACUGGCCUCCAGGAUGGCUACAAUUGGGCCAUCAAUGGUAGUGGUGGUGGUGGUGGUGGUGAUGGUGAUGGUAGCAACAAAUCAGUACUACUAGAGGUCCGCAUAGAUAUCAAACCCAUGGAUAAGGUUUUCCUAUUGAAUCUGAUACCCGAUUUGGAUGUACUCGAAGAAGUAUUUGAUAAACAAUCCCGCGAUCGACUACUGUUAGGCGAAGGCCAUCACUGUUCGGCAAUUGUCAAACCGUUGGCCGACGGUUCCGAUCUAUUGGUCGGCCAUAAUAUGUGGUCGACCUAUCACUCGAUGUUACGUGUAAUCAAAAAAUAUGAUUUCGGCUAUCAUUUAGAUCGGGAAACAACUAAUGAGCCACUGAUUCCCGGCUCAUGUAUGUCGAUGUCCUCAUAUCCCGGUGCUGUCCUAUCGUGCGACGACUUUUAUAUACUAUCGUCGGGACUGGUAGUCCUGGAAACGACAUUCGAAAUACUUAACAACCGUAAACUAUGGUCGGGAGUCAGACCCGAUUCAACGGUUCCCGAGUUUAUACGUGUAUUGGUAGCCAACCGAUUGGCCAGAUCUGGUAGUGAAUGGUCGGAAUUGUUUGGCCGGUAUAAUAGCGGUACUUAUAACAGUCAGUUUAUGAUUGUCGACUACAAUCGCUAUCGAUGUGGCCUCAGACCCGACCAAUUACCCGAUGAUGUAUUGUGGAUAACGGAACAGUUACCCGAUAUGAUGCACUCGGAAGAUAUGACCGAAAUGUUACGUCGGGAUCAUUACUGGUCAUCGUAUAAUAUACCGUAUUUUGAGGAUAUCUAUCGCCGAGCCGGUUACCCUGAAUUGGUCGAAAAAUAUGGCCAAUAUUUUAGCCGCACUAAUAGUCCAAGAGCUCGGAUAUUCAGACGCGACCACUGCCUGGUCCGAGAUAUCCAAUCAAUGAUGCGAUUGAUGCGAUCAAACAGUUCACCAACAGAUCCAUUGUCCCGAUAUCCUGGCUGUCGACCACCAUAUUCGGCUGAUCUGGCAAUUGCCGGCCGCAAUGAUCUUAACGAUCCCGACGGUUACUACAGUAUACCUGUGCUGGGGUUUAGACCGCGCGGUGCUAUCGAUGCAAAAAUAACUUCAAGUAAAUUAAUUGAAACUAAUAGGAUGUUUGCUGUUAGCGGACCAACCAAUCAAUCGCUACCGACAUUUCAAUGGUCGACAACAUCGGUAAAAGGGAUCCGACAUAGAGGACAACCCGAUAAAUGGGAUUUCCAACCCGUUUAUGUCGAUUGGUUGCUAUAA